AUGGCCGAGCCGCGCUCCAAGCGGCCGCGGGUGACGCUGCCCGCCUGCCCCGCGCACCGCCCGCUGCCCGGCAGCCGCGUCCGCCACGGCUUCCCGCCCGCCGUGGAGGAGGCGCUCUGCGGCCUCACCGGCGCCCAGCUGGAGCUGCACUACUGCCUGCAGGCGCUGGGUGAAUAUUUUGAUCAGUCACAUGUGGCUCUACCAAAUAUUUCGAAGUUCUUCCUGCAUCAAGCUCUGGAAGAGAGAGAAGCUGCAGAGGCACUGAUGAAGUAUCAGCAGGAAAGAGGAGGCCAUUACUGCUCUAAAACCAUACAGAAACCAAACUGUGAUUAUGCAGUCGGUCUGAUGAAAGCCCUGGAACUAGCAAUGGUACAAUGGAAAACUAUGCUACGAUAUUUUGAAGAGCUUUAUGCCCUGAGUGUUGAAAAUGCAGACCCUCAUAGUGCAAGCACUAUCAAGAAACAAUUUAUUGGGCCCAAAAUCCAGAAGAUCAAGCUGAUGGGAGAUCUGCUGACCAAUGCUCGCAGGCUUGACUGUUCCCAGGAUGGCAGAAAUAGUCUUGGGGACUAUUUUAUGGACCGGCUGCAGAAAGAGUUCAGGACCAGCAUAGAGCCAGAGUCCAGUGAUCACUGCAGCCCCUGCCCACCUCUCCAGCAGUGCACAGGAGCUGCAGAAGGUCUGAAGCGACCCCAGAGAGAAUGCUCCCAGCACAGAAAUGGCAUAGGGCCAAUAUAUGCAACCAUACACUGCACCACCAUGCUGCCACAGUGUAACGAUGGCACAGCAGCAAAGGUGAAGCAGGGCAGGGAGGGCCUUUAAUGCCCAGGCUGCUGCAGCUGCAGGGCAGCUCCUCAGACAAACCUGUGCUGAGGGUGGAGAUGGGACCAAAACUCUGGAGACACAAUGCUCUGUCCCUCCUCCUGCUUUCCACCCCAUCCCCUCAUCCUGUGCAGAGUCACAGCUCAAAAUCUAGCCCGUACCACUAUUUGCUUUAAAUGAUAGCAAGGUCGCCAGCUAGAUUGUCACAUUUAUCUAUGCAAUUCUUCCUAGAAGCCAAAAGUUCUUAAGAUUUUUCUUUCCCUAAAUGAUUAAUAGGAUCAGUUAGUGCAAAAUAUUUUAAGAAGAUAUAUAUAAAUUUUAUUAAAACAAGUAAAAGAGAAAUCACUGCACCUUUAGUGCAAGGAAACUUUUACAUGGCAGAAAAUCCAAAUAUUUAGUUUUAUAUUACUGAAUAUAUAAAUAGUUAGUUUUAUAUUACUGAAUAUUUUACUAUUCAGUAUUUUAAAUUACUAACAGGUAUGGUAAAAUAAUGAACUUUUUAAAAAGACUCAUUCAAAAACAAUGUGGGUUUUGUCUUAUUUCUAUCAUAGUAGCCAUUUAAAUAAGUAGACUAAUGCAUUUACUGAUCAGCUGUUUCUAGUGGUAUACUUCAGGAUGAAGGAUGCAAACAUUUCCUCAACAGUGGGAAUAAGAAAAUGUGCUGAUUUCUUUGCAGUUAUUGCCUAGUUGGCUUUUCUCAUCCUCAGAAAGCAGAUGAGAGAGAAAGUAGGAGUUCUCAUUAGAUGGGAACUUUAGAGGUUCUAAGGCAUAUUUUGCAAGUGUCACCAAAGAGAGUAGCUCCUUGUCCAGACUUAACAUAGGAUGAUUGCUUUAAUUAUAAUACAGAGCCCUAUCUUAGCUAGCUACUAAAGGCAUUACUGUGGCACUCCUGCUACUUCUUAUAUUCCCUAUUUGGUCCCAAGUAGGGGCAUGAGAUCCUAGUGAAAAAACAGCACACUUAACUAGAAUUGCAUCAGAGAGAAUGGCCACUCAUUAGUUUUGCCUUUCAAUUAGGGCAGUGUUAGCCAGCUUGGUUCAAGUGCAGAGGUGUCCAAAUUCCUCUCAUUAGUCCCCUACCAGAGUGCCUCAUUCUGUCCCCUGGCUCCCAAGGUCACCCAGGAAGAGCAAUUGGCUAGAUCAGCUGCCUGCAGUUAGGGAUUUUUUAUCAUUGUAUACAUCUUUUAUGCAGUUGGGAUUUGAGUCAUUGGAAGAUUGCCUCACACUUUUGUAUAAUGCUUUGGCUGAGAUUCCUGUUUUGCUUGAAAAUAAAUGCAGUUCCAUGUCUGUAUCUCCAGUGUUCCUCAAUUCACCACCCAGGCAUGCUGGUAUUCUUCUCCAAGAGAUUUUGCAUAUGUAUACAAAACUGUGCCAGUAUUUUUCUGCCUCUGAGGAAGUUGUGCAUGAUGGGAGCACAGAAUGAAAAUAAAUGCCAGAAAACUGCAUUAUUCUAAAGCACUUCAUAAUGAAACAUUUUUAGUAAACUCUGAUACAGCUACAGUUAAGUAGCAAUUUCUGCAAAGCUCACCUUCUGUUGGUGUUGUAACAUGGGACAGAAAAUUUCAAUGCAAAUGUUUUCCCAGUCUUUUCUGUGACUGUGGUUCAACUUUGGGGUGGGGAUGGGGAACACAAGCACUUUUAAAACAACCUCUGUAUUCAUUUAUAAAAAUACUGCCAUGUGCCACAGCAAUAGCUCAAAGCACUUUUAGAAUCAUGCUAGAUUUGCCUGUGUUGAGAUUGCUGCUCUCUAAUACAGCAGGAGUCUAAAAUAUAUUUCCAUCUGGGCUAGAUUCCAUCACCCAUCCUCAUGCUGAGCAUACCUUAUUCAACAAUUAGUUCCAGUGACUGCAACUCAACAUGAAUAAGAGCAAUGGAAUCCUUCCCCCUCAGUAUUAAAAUACAGCCCACUAAAGUGUGACCAGAGCAAAGCUACUAACUGAAUUCUAAACUAGUGCUGUAUAAAACUACUCCAUGUACUACUAGUAAUGUUUGACCUACUUGUACAACAACCUUCACCUUUUAAAAGGUGAUGACCUGAAACAUAGUUACAGCUUCCUCGAUGGUUUAGAGCAUUUAACAAAGUCCAACAUAACAAAGCACCCAACUUUUACAUUUUUCAGAGCCAGACUUACUUGCCUCUAAUUUUUCCAUGAAGUAGUGCCAUGUCUGUUUCUCAGACUUCUCAUGUUCAUCUUCUAACCAAAUGUAUCCACACACUCUAAGAAUUUAAGUCUUUUUCUCUCCCUUUUCCUUUGCCAGAACAUGUUCUGAGCCCUCUGCCUCUAAAGACAGUUCUGUUAAUUCCAGAUAAACUCACAAUCAGCUGUUUCCCCAGCCUCUAUCCUCUGAAAAAGAAAAGAGAAAUCAAUCCGUUACUGUAGAUAAUAAGCUCUUCUUGUCCCCAUGCUUCUGCUGAGAGGGCACACACACUUGUGAGUAUGGUCUCAGAUUUAACAAUACCUGUCAGGUGUACAUACGAUGAGUCUAUCCAUGUUUCUCAGUGUAGGAAGUACAAUCUGCUUCUGCCUUCCCAGCUUACUUUACAAUCACAUCCUGAAAAACAAUGUAUCAAAGAUGAAUGUAGAAUAUGUUAAGGGCAACAGCUGUUAUAGAAACUUUGCAAAUUAUCUUUUUCUGCUGAAUGCUUGUUGAGCCACACUCCCUGCAUCUGUAUUUCCAAAGCAGUGCCCAAACAAUCCAAUCACACAACCUGGGACAGCUCUGGAUAGCUAGUGUAGCACCAGUACCCUAAAUAUAGUAUCCAAACCAGAAGCUCAGAAGAGACCUAUCUUAACUGAAAUAUGAGUUACAGCCCCAGAGGUUUUCAAAGAGGUUUAACAAUAGAAUCCUUGUAAAAGCUUGCCAUAAGCACCACCUGUGGUUGCCUGCUCUCAAUGUCCUUAAAAGUUUCCAAGUGGAGAUUAUUCUGUCCCUCAUCCUCUCCACUAUGGCCACACAAAACCCAGAAGAGCAUUCUCAGGGUUUGUUCUUUGCAAGGACAUUUUUUCAGGCCUCAUUGUAGAUGGCAACAUCUUUCUGGAUAAACCUGUCUUUGGGAAUGAGACUGGAAAGUGUAUGUUAGUGGUGGCACCAGCAGGGAAUCACAGAUUCAGAAUUGUUAGGAUUGGAUGGGACAUCUGGAGAUCAGCAUGUCCAAACCCAAAGAAGUGUCCUCAAGGGCACCUUCACUGGAAGACUGCUGUGUGGAAUUUACUCUGUAGUCAUAGCCUUCUCCUGACCUUUUCACUUGGAGGAAUUAAUGCACUUGAGCCCACAUUCAUGGGCAAUUAUUGGCAAACUCCCUGUAGUACUUGUCCAAGCCCCACUGUUUGUUACUGCUUUGCCCAAGCUAACCCCUACUCACUCAUGUCCAUGAAUGUCUUUUCCUGGGGUCACAUAUAAGCUACAAACACACAGAGGCAAAAAAGGCUACAAUACCGACUAAAUAUUAGGUAAAAUUACCUUUUUCCAAAAAUUAAGCCAAUGGUCUGAAGAUAGUUUAAGUGUCUUGAGUGGGUUACACUGCCAGCACAAAGCCUUGAUAUCCCAUUUUACAUGUUCAGUUGUUAUAGCACAAAACUCUUUCUCAUUUAAAUUUAUUUUACGUUAUUGUGUACCUUGCACUAUUUUGAAUACAAAUUAUUUUACUUUGUUAGCUGUUCAAUAAAGAUUUAAAAUCAA
Molecule: messenger RNA, 4497 nt
Organism: Melospiza melodia melodia
Lineage: Eukaryota; Metazoa; Chordata; Aves; Passeriformes; Passerellidae
Product: ferritin light chain-like
Exons: 3
Coding region: 1-819 (272 amino acids)
Biological process (GO): intracellular iron ion homeostasis; iron ion transport
Cellular component (GO): cytoplasm
Molecular function (GO): ferrous iron binding; ferric iron binding
Source: RefSeq, a predicted model, not a curated record